Molecule: messenger RNA, 741 nt
Organism: Amyelois transitella
Lineage: Eukaryota; Metazoa; Arthropoda; Insecta; Lepidoptera; Pyralidae
Exons: 2
Coding region: 52-741 (229 amino acids)
Biological process (GO): regulation of transcription by RNA polymerase II
Cellular component (GO): transcription regulator complex; nucleus
Molecular function (GO): DNA binding
Source: RefSeq, a predicted model, not a curated record
UCGUACAACGCGUGUCGCGUCGCGUGCGCCAUCUUCUUUAUUCACACCAAUAUGGGGGAAAAUUUACUGCUAAUCAAAUCUAUAGAGAAAUAUCCAUGCCUGUACAAUCAUCAGUCAAGUGAAUAUUUGAAAAAAGAAAGCACGGACGAAGCGUGGAACGAAGUUGCUAAAGAAAAUAACUUGACAGUCAAUGAAUGUAAAGAAAAGUGGAGAAACCUGCGCUAUGGCUUCGUUAGAAGCUUGAGACUAAAUCCAGAUGGAUCAGCAAAGAAGAAGUACUAUUUGCAUGACGAGAUGGCAUUCAUUUUACCAUUCGUAAAAUUAUUAAAUAAACCAACACCAUCAUACGUAUACUUACAAGCCGGGGACGGGGACACAGAUGAAGAGUUAAUUGAAAAUAAUGUAGAAUUAUGUCAAUCACCGCAAGAAGACAUAGAAAUGAAUCAUGAACCGCCAAGAAAAAGAGCAAAAUUUAACGAGUUAAAUGGUAAACAUAAUUCUUUGUAUUUACCAAAUAAAACUCUGAUAAGUGGAAAACUAGAAGACCCAAGGACAAUGUUCCUUUUAAGCUUAAUACCUGAAAUUAUGGAUUUGACAGAAUAUCAAAUGAAGAUGUUUAGAAGAAAGGUGCUAGCGUUAAUUGAUGAUAUAACAGAGACGCAGGCGCACUGCGACAAUGACUUGAAUGUAAGGAAAGGUGAAAGCAAGUUACAUAUUGAUGUAAUAAAAACGAAGAUGUGA